Papilio xuthus (Asian swallowtail) is the source of this 969-nucleotide messenger RNA. Its product is annotated as venom allergen 5-like. Gene Ontology annotation, cellular component: extracellular region. The record is from RefSeq and is a predicted model, not a curated record. Bases 64 to 708 code for a protein of 214 amino acids. The transcript has 6 exons. Lineage: Eukaryota; Metazoa; Arthropoda; Insecta; Lepidoptera; Papilionidae.
GCAGUGGUCAUCGUAGGUUCAUUACUUAGUCACUCGUUAGCGUUCGAACUACACACCUUAGAGAUGCAUUCAGAAAUUAUUUUUAUUUUCGCGUUAUGCGGAUUCGUUCAUUCGAAGUUGAUAAAUUUAUCGUGCAGUCAAAUUCGCGAUAUUGUCGAUGGUCACAACUCACGUAGGCUCCAGUUGGCUCAAGGAGCAGUGCCCGGACAUCCCGCCGCUUCAGAUAUGAAAUAUAUGGUUUGGGAUGAAGAAUUGGCAGCAAAAGCUAGGAAGUGGGCUUCGAAGAAUGUAUUCGAUCAUAAUCCGGACAAAACUAUCGGCUCUGGUAGAUUUAAAACAGGUGAGAACCUAUACUUUUUCGGUAGUAGCAAUCCGGAUGCCAAGAUAAAUAUAGAGCAAGGUCUUAGUGCGUGGUUUAAUGAAUACAAAGACUACAGCUACGGUCCGAUGACAAUGAGUCUAUUUGAUGGUUCAUCACAAGUUCAAAUUGGUCAUUACACGCAGAUGGCGUGGGCUGAUACUACUUACGUCGGCUGUGGAUUAUCACAAUAUUCGGAGGGCGGUAUGAAAACAUUCCUCCUUGUUUGUAAUUAUGGGCCAAGUGGUAACAUCUUAGGACAGGUUCCAUACACAGCGUCAGAGGAGGGCAGCGAAGGCUUAUUUUGCAGCAUCGGAGACUGCAGCGUGCCUUACGGCGACAACUGCUGAUACCAACUCUCAUUCUAUCUGUAUUGUACAUUCGAGGGCUUUAUUUAAGAUACAUUUCGAUGCAAUGCUAUUUAAUUUUCAUAGUACAAUUAGGUCAAAAAUGUGUCCAGCAAUAUAUUAAGUCCAAAAUAGUUUAUAUGGUGAUAGUUUGCUUUUCCAUAUUCUGCCGACUCGACCGUACAAUUUUUCUAUAUGUUAUUUAUUGUCCUUCUGUGUAUAGCAAAAAAUACUCUAAUUUAUUAAAUUACUCUGCAUCUCAAA